CCCCCCCGCUAUAGCACAGCCCUCCCCAUCGCCUCCCUUCUCUGCCUGUCGCAAUGGACUCUCCCAGCUCUGGGUGCGUGUGGCUGAGGCUGCAGCGCUGACGCCGGGCUGGUACCCGAGGGUUGAUCUGCUGCUGGAUCCCUACGAGCAUCAUUCAUCCCUACGAGCAUCCUUCAUCCCUACGAGCAUCCUUCAUCCUCAGAGCAUCCUUCAUCCUCCUCGGUACAUCCAGCAUUGGAGCAGACCACGCACUGACACAGCUGUGUGCCAGGCGGAUGGGUAGCGCUGCUGCCCAACCCCCCGCAUCCAACCGCAGCCCCCAACUGUGAGGGCUGGGAUCCAAGACCCCCCCCACACCCCAAAUCCCUCCUCCAACCCAAAGACACCUGAAGGUCUCACCCCAACGUCACCAUGGACGAGAGCUUCCGAGACAGGACGGCCUUCAUCCGCGGUGCCAAAGAUAUCGCCAAGGAGGUGAAGAAACACGCGGCCAAGAAGGUGAGCAAAGGGAUGGAGAGGAUGCAGGAUGAAUACACCAAGAGAUCCUACAGCCGCUUCGAGGAGGAGGAGGAUGAUGAAGAUUACGCACCUCAGGAUGGAUAUUACCGAGGUGGAGAAGGGGCUGCUGAAGAGGAGGGGGCUUCGAGCGACGCCACCGAAGGGCACGAUGAGGAGGAUGAGAUUUACGAGGGGGAAUAUCAAGGGAUCCCACGGCAGGACUCGAUGAAGGGAGGAGAGAGGCUGGUUAGGGAUGUGACCCCCGGGGCCUUCGAUGACAGCGAGGGGCAGAGGAGGAAGGAUAAGGAGGAGCUGGCGCAGCAAUACGAGCUGAUCCUGCAGGAGUGCGGCCAUGGCAGGUUCCAAUGGAGCCUGUAUUUUGUGCUGGGGUUGGCGUUGAUGGCUGAUGGAGUGGAAGUGUUUGUGGUGGGAUUCGUGCUGCCCAGCGCCGAGAAGGACAUGUGCCUGUCUGACUCCAAUAAGGGAAUGUUGGGGCUCAUCGUUUACCUGGGCAUGAUGGUGGGCGCGUUCCUGUGGGGCGGGCUGGCCGACCGCCUGGGCCGAAGGCAAUGCCUCCUCAUCUCCCUGUCCGUCAACAGCGUCUUCGCCUUCUUCUCCUCCUUCGUGCAGGGUUACGGCACCUUCCUCUUCUGCAGGCUGCUCUCAGGCAUGGGCAUUGGGGGUUCCAUCCCCAUCGUUUUCUCCUACUUCUCGGAGUUCCUGGCGCAGGAGAAACGUGGGGAGCACCUGAGCUGGCUGUGCAUGUUCUGGAUGAUCGGUGGUAUUUUUGCUUCAGCAAUGGCUUGGAGCAUCAUCCCACAUUACGGCUGGAGCUUCCAGAUGGGCUCAGCUUAUCAGUUCCACAGCUGGAGGGUCUUUGUCCUGGUGUGCGCCUUCCCCUCUGUCUUUGCCAUCGGGGCUUUGACCACGAUGCCCGAGAGCCCCCGCUUCUACCUGGAGAAUGGUAAACAUGAUGAGGCCUGGAUGGUGCUGAAGCAGGUUCACGACACCAACAUGAGGGCAAAGGGGCACCCCGAGAGGGUCUUCUCGGUUACCCACAUCAAGACCAUCAAGAGGGAGGACGAGCUGAUCGAGAUCCAGGCGGACACGGGAGCGUGGCAUCGCCGCUGGUGGGUGCGCUGCCUCAGCCUCUCACAGCAGGUUUGGAGUAACUUCCAGCAGUGCUUUGCCCCCGAGUACCGACGCAUCACGCUGAUGAUGAUGGCUGUGUGGUUCACCAUGAGCUUCAGUUACUACGGACUGACCGUGUGGUUCCCAGACAUGAUCAAACACCUUCAGAACAUCGAAUACGCGUCUCGUACCAAACUCUUCACCCGCGAGAAGGUCCGACACUUCACCUUCAACUUCACCCUGGAGAAUCAGAUCCACCAGGGAGGGGAGUACUUCAAUGACAAGUUCAUUGGGUUGAAGAUGAAGUCGGUGACGUUCGAGGACUCGCUGUUUGAGGAUUGCUACUUUGAGGACGUGACAUCCAGUGAAACCUUCUUUGAAAACUGCACCAUCAUCUCCACCAUCUUCUACAACACAGACCUCUUCGAGUACAAGUUCAUCAACAGCCGCGUGUUGAACAGCACCUUCCUGCACAACAAGGAGGGCUGCCAGCUGGAUUUCAGCGACGACAACAACGCCUACAUGAUUUAUUUCGUCAGUUUCCUGGGUACCCUGGCUGUGCUGCCCGGGAACAUCGUCUCGGCGCUGCUCAUGGACAAGAUCGGCCGCCUCCGGAUGCUGGCCGGUUCCAGCGUCAUGUCGUGCGUGAGCUGCUUCUUCCUCUCCUUUGGGAACAGCGAGUCAGCCAUGAUCGCGCUGCUCUGCCUCUUCGGGGGGGUCAGCAUCGCAUCCUGGAACGCCCUGGAUGUGCUCACGGUGGAGCUGUACCCAUCUGAUAAGAGGUGA
Messenger RNA from Coturnix japonica (Japanese quail), 2415 nucleotides. Lineage: Eukaryota; Metazoa; Chordata; Aves; Galliformes; Phasianidae. The record is from RefSeq and is a predicted model, not a curated record.